Messenger RNA from Rattus norvegicus (Norway rat), 483 nucleotides. The record is from RefSeq and is a predicted model, not a curated record. NCBI's taxonomy places the organism in Eukaryota, Metazoa, Chordata, Mammalia, Rodentia, Muridae.
CAACUUGGGCCCGGCAGAAUGGCUCCCGCAAAGAAGGGUGGCAAGAAGAAGGGCCGUUCUGCCAUCAACAAGGUGGUGACCCAAGAAUACACCAUCAACAUUCACAAGUCCAUCCAUGGAGUGGGCUUCAAGAAGCAUGAUCCUCGGGCACUCAAAGAAAUUCGGAAAUUUGCCAUGAAGGAGAUGGGAACUCCAGAUGUGCGCAUAGACACCAGGCUCAAUAAAGCCAUCUGGGCCAAAGGAAUAAGGAAUGUUCCGUACCGCAUCCGAGUACAUUUGUCCAGAAAGCGUAAUGAGGAUGAGGAUUCACCAAACAAGCUCUACACACUGGUAACUUACGGGCCUGUUACCACAUUCAAAAAUCUACAGACAGUCAAUGUGUUUGAGAACUAACUGUUGAAUGUCAAAUAAAGUUACAGAACUGCAAAAAACAAAAAAACAAAAAACAAAAAACAAACAAACAAACAAACAAACAAACAAAAA